Messenger RNA from Microdochium trichocladiopsis, 2094 nucleotides. RefSeq lists its product as uncharacterized. Bases 1 to 2094 code for a protein of 697 amino acids. The transcript is spliced from 2 exons. NCBI's taxonomy places the organism in Eukaryota, Fungi, Ascomycota, Sordariomycetes, Xylariales, Microdochiaceae. The record is from RefSeq and is a predicted model, not a curated record.
AUGGCUGACCAGUGCAUCGUCUGUCUAGAAAAUCUAGACGUGCAGCCUCCUCCUCCGCCGAUCCUUGCACCCGAGCCGCCACUACUUGGUGACGACUUACAGCCCACGGCCGCGGACUCAGGCUCAACCAGCCCGACAACCCACGCGACAAAUGGCAGCCUCGCACCAGCACCUGUCUUCACAGCUAGCCUUUCCAAGCAGCCAGACACCAUCACCAUCAACAACAACAGCAGCAACAGCAGUAACGACGAAGACAACAGAGUAGCCGUCAUUGAUGUCUGUGGACACACUCUGCAUGAUGCUUGCCUUCGAGAAUGGACCGGCAAAGCAAACAGCUGCCCCAUCUGCCGCCAAGCGUUCCAUUUGGUGCACGUCUAUGAUCACGUCGGUGGUACCAAGCUACAUUCGUACAAAGUCGAAGACAAAAAGCAGAUAGCCGAGUUCGACCCGCAAGCAUGGCUAGACGAGAAUCCCGAACACGAUGAGGAACCACGCCCAUGUCCGAUUUGCAACCAGGCUGAUCACGAGGAAGUGCUCUUGCUCUGCGACAGCUGCGAUGCACCGUACCACACGUACUGCGUAGGACUCGAUAGCGUCCCUCGCGGCCACUGGUUCUGCAUGGAAUGUACCGAGGAAGGUGCAGAGCUCCUCGCGCAGCAGCUCGAGGACCCUAGUGUGGCAGCAGCCAACCUUGCCGGCUCAAGUGAUCAUCGCUCCGACUAUCUUCCACGCACCCAGGCAACCAUGCGCCGGGCUCGCCGACGAGCACGAUCCGACGAGUGGCAGGGUGCCUGGGGUCAACUUGCUGGCCACGUCUGGGAUGCUCUGAGCAUAGACCUUGAUAAUGAUGACGAUGACGAGUCGUUGGCAAACUACCGGCGAUCCCAACAGCGGAGAGAGCGCGAGCGACGAGAAUACGAGAGGUGGCAGCAACGCCUCAACAUCGCGAGCCGCCUCGGAGCUCAUGACGUCUUCGCCAGCAACCUGUCUGGCGUGCUAUCGCGACCGAUUGCGCCGCCUCCACCGCCUCCUCCCGAGGAGACAGGGGAGGAAAAGGAAGCGUGGAGUGCUCUUGACAAGGCCAUGGAGGCCAGCAUCCCAGCUCAAACAACUCCCAAUACCCGCAAGCGCCGGAGGUCGCGGUCCGUAACUGCUUCACCGGUCGAGCCGCCGCAGGUUGAGCGCAAGCUCAAGCGGCCCCGCACGAGAAGAGUCCCGACUCAGAGCGAGGGCUCAUCCUCGAAAGCCACCACUUCAUCGGCGCCGCACGCUCAACAGCAACAAGCAUCGACGAGCAGCCGUCCACCUGCCGCGCAGGCUCGGGACAGCGAGGUCCCCUCAUUCCUGUCUAACCUUCUCAAGGAGGUCGAGGUCGGCACUAGCUCCGAGGACGAGACCAUUAGAGUCAUGCUCGGCAACACUCGAUCAGCCCCUGACCCAUCCUCUCCCGCAACAUCUCCUGCUGCAUCGGCAUAUAGCACCCCUCGUGCGCUCUCACUGACCCCGCCACCACAACGAACGAUCGGUGAGCGAGUUGGCUCCCCGCUCUCCUUGUGCUCACGCAUCGAGCCUAUAUACCCUCCGGCAAACUUUUCCCCAACCCGAAACGGGUCUCCAACGAGAAACGGCGGCGAUCACAGUGAUUCGGAGACCCGAUCUCGGUCACAUUCUGUAUCGCGGCAGCAUGCACAACACGCACCGCAGCAGCUACACCAGCAGCAACACCAACACCAACCACAGAAGAACGGCAACGUUCAAGCACUCGAAAUCCGACAGCCGCGUCCGCGUCGUCAGACGCCGAGCCAUGUCGCCACCACACUCUCAGCGGCCCCCGACGCCAUCUCACCCACUCGCAUGAACUUGCCAUUCGAAACCAAGGAGAGCAUCAGCGGGAUUGUAAAGAACGCCCUCAAGCCGCACUGGAAGUCUGGACAGAUCACAGCGGAUCAGUAUGCAGUCAUCAAUCGUGACCUUAGUCGAAAGCUGUACGAAGAAGUCUCGCUCGAACGGUCUCUGACCGAGGAUACUCGCCAGCGUUGCGAAAGGAUUGCAUCAAAGGAGGUGUCCCAAGCCGUGGCCGAGCUCAAAGGCUAA